GGUAGAUCCAUGAGCGAAGAAAUCAGCGGCUGAUUUUUAUACAGUUAACCGGGACUGAGAGGAACCAUGCUGGAAUACAAAUCUAAACGCUCAUUUACGACUCGCAUCAGCUGGCAGUCUCUUCGGAGAGCGGUGUAAUGGCUUUAAGCGCUUUUGUGGUAAAUUGGGUAUAUAAAUCAUUAUUUAAAGGGGCGGUGGGUUGACCAAGAGGUGCGAUCGAGGAUUCAGUAUUGUUCGUAGAAGAUGUAGGACUGGCCACGUUUAUCUGUUGAAUGCUGUGUGCGUAAAGUCACCUGUUGCAAAACAUCACUUUUUAAUAUUCCAGGCUGUCUAAUUGGAGUUUGCUACGCAGAUAGUCCCUAAAAGGAGGAAUGUGUGUGUUUGCCCACAAGGAUCUGAUAUCUCUUCAACUUUGACUUCUUUGAGGACAUAAUUCAAAUAUGGCAAGGUCUCAGUGACCUUAAGAAUCCCAGUAAGAAUCAACGACGGGAUGUAAACAUAACAUUUGAAUAUCAAAGAUACCUGGAAUAUAACCAUCUUCAACUGCAAAGCAGAAACCAUGGCAACCAAAUGUAAAGACCAAUGGAAAGUAUCCAUGGAAACCACAAACUCUGCCUGGCUCUUGUUUUGGACCAUAUGGAUUUUUUUGGCCGGAGUCUUACAAGCAACUGUGGCGAGUGAAGAUGAGGUCACAGCACGCAUCAGUUUCACAUACAAUGCAGAAGGACGAUCAGUGAGAGAGUUCUCUGUGGAUGGUGUGUGUAACUAUUCAACACUUCUGCUGAGCCCGGAUGAAAACAAGAUCUACGUGGGAGCCAGGGAGAACAUAUUCUCUCUCAGCCUGGAUAACAUCAGCGUGACGUAUCGGCAGAAAACUCUCACAUGGAGCACUCCUGAAAGGAAGAGGAAAGAGUGUAUUUUCAAGGGAAAGGACCCCCAGACUGAUUGUUUCAACUACAUCAAGAUUUUACUGCGUCUGAACAGCACACACCUGUAUGUGUGUGGAACGUAUGCCUUCAGUCCCAUCUGUGCUUACAUUAACAUUUCAAGUUUCUCUCUGGAAAGAGAUGAAAAGGGGGAACACGUUAUGGAGGACGGACGUGGACGCUGUCCAUUUAAUCCAGAAUACAGAUCGACAGCUAUUACAGUGGAUGGGGAACUGUACACUGCUACUGUCAGUAACUUCCAGGGAAAUGAACCCACCAUAUAUAGGAGUCUAGGGUCUGGCACCCCUCUCAAAACGGAGAACUCUCUCAACUGGCUCCAGGACCCAGCUUUUGUAGGUUCUGCUCAUAUUACAGGUUUAGACAGCGAGAGAAGUGAUGAUCAGAUCUACUUUUUCUUCAGCGAAAUGGGGAAAGAGUUCGACUUCUUUGAUAACACCAUAGUGUCCAGGAUCGCACGUGUGUGUAAGGAGGAUCAAGGUGGGGAGAGAGUCCUGCAGAAGAAAUGGACCACAUUUCUGAAAGCUCAACUCUUGUGUUCGCUACCGGACGAUGGCUUUCCUUUCAACAUCAUACAGGAUGUGUAUGUGCUCCCAGCCCAACGCAAGAAAAACACACUCCUCUAUGCAGUCUUCACUUCUCAGUGGAGUAAAGGUCUGGCAGGCAGUUCAGCAGUGUGUGUGUUCAGCAUGGAUCAGGUAGAAAAAGCGUUUAAUGGCCGUUACAAAGAAGUGAACCGAGAGACACAGCAAUGGUACACACACACUCACUCUGUACCUGAACCACGACCUGGAAUGUGUAUUACUAAUGCUUCAAGGCAGCUGGGAAUAGACUCAUCCCUUGAUAUGCCAGAUAAAGUACUAAACUUUGUGAAAGACCACUUCCUGAUGGACAGUCCUGUCAAAAGUCGGCCUGUGCUCUUCACACACUCUGUGCACUACACACAAAUUGCUGUGCACCAUGUGCAAGGCCUCCAUGAAGCUUACGAUGUGAUGUUCAUUGGCACAGAUGAUGGACGUUUGCAAAAGGCUGUGAAUGUAGUCGGUAUGAUGCACAUCAUUGAGGAGAUCCAACUGUUCCCAGAGCAACAACCUGUACAAAACAUAGAGCUGGAUUCAACUACGGGUUUGUUAUUUGUGUCGUCACACUCUGGUAUUGUGCAGCUGCCAGUAGCAAACUGCAGUUUCCAUAACAACUGUGGCGAGUGUGUUUUGGCCAGAGACCCAUACUGUGCCUGGACAGGCACACACUGUACUGACGUCACACGUAUCCCACCACAAAACCAAUGGCAGCAGGAUAUCGAGAAGGCAGACAGUUUAAAAUGUAACAGCAAAAUGCUGAGUGUGUACUCUGAGAGCUCAGUGUCACCACGUUCUUUCCCAAAUUCCCAAGAAUCUGAUUGCGUGCUCAUCAUCGUCCCAGCUAAUACUCUCCGCCUGCUGCCCUGCAAUCUUCGCUCCAACCGUGCACAAAGGAAAUGGUCAUACAAGCCAGAUGUAGGACGCUUCCUGUUCCCAAGCCCGGAGGGUGGGUUAGUAGUCAGCGGCCGUCCAGGCAGCGAUGAGGUCUUCUCAUGUUGGUCAGAAGAACAUGGCUUCAGGCAGCUCUUGGCCAAUUACUGUGUGAAGGCAGAGCCUUUAUCCGAGACUGCAACCAAUACGGGGCGGCUGGAUGAACAUCUUAUAAUCCAAAGCAUAUCGUCGGAUGUCUUGUCCAGCGAAUCAGUGCGCGCCGCUCAACUGCGCAUAAAGACGUAUGGCACAGAGCUGGCCGUAGUGUGUGUGCUGUUAGCUGUUUGUGUGCUUUCGUUCGGGCUGUCGGUAGCAUAUCGACACAGGGGCUGGAUGAAGGAGGUACUGAGAGGAGGAGAGCAAACUGGAGGAGCCCAAAAGAGCACAGUCAGGCCUGGGGAGAGUUUACCCCUCAAUGCUGGUGAGCUUCCAACCUCCCCAUCCGACCACAAAAGCUACCAGACAUUGGAGGAUAACUGUGGUUACACAAUCGCUCAAUCAGAGACAAGCACGCAGAACAACUCCAAAGAAGCACAGACACUUGCCCAAACGCCACAGAAUGGCUUUAAAGAGACUCAUGUGGAAGUCAGUGACAUUAGCCCUCGGCCACGAGUACGACUGGGCUCUGAGAUCAGAGACUCUGUGGUGUAAAAUACUGACGUUUCUGAUGAAUUUCCAUAAUUUACGCAUAAACAGUCUAACACUCUUAAUGCUCACUUGGUACAUUCAAUGGGCAGCUUUCUUGAAGACUAAGCGUACUGAGCCCUGAGCACAAGAGAAUAGAUGGGACAUGCUCAGUGUGUGUAUUGCCAAAUUGUAGUUGUUUAAGACAAUGCCCUCAAAUCUACUCCCACAUCUCUUUCACCCUUUCAUGUUAAACGGUAAAAUAUGUGUUAAUAUGAGAGUGCGCUGAUACAUUAGAAAUCAGAAACAACAAUCCAAGGAAGGGUGGACCAGAUGGAUGAACAGGAGAGAAAUGGGCAAUGAGCCUUGUGUUGUAGGACUGGUACUGGUGCUAUUAUCACUGCCAAGACAGAGUAAUGAUGCCUAACUCAAGGUGAGAAGACUGUUCUAUGUCUGUUUGUAUUCCUUUGCUAUUCUUUGUGCAAAGUUUCAAUACAUAAGUGUUUAAUGGGGUACUUUAAAUGUAAGAUUUGACUAUGAAACCCAUAGCCCAUACUCUGCAGAUUCUCAUUAUACCAGCAUUGAACACCAGGCAGUUCAGACCAGGUUGCUUGUUAGUGUUAUAGAACUUGGUUACUUUCUUAACAUUUUAGAA
Messenger RNA from Sinocyclocheilus grahami, 3734 nucleotides. It is a transcript of the gene sema4bb, whose product is annotated as sema domain, immunoglobulin domain (Ig), transmembrane domain (TM) and short cytoplasmic domain, (semaphorin) 4Bb. Gene Ontology annotation, biological process: semaphorin-plexin signaling pathway; positive regulation of cell migration; negative chemotaxis. Gene Ontology annotation, cellular component: plasma membrane. The transcript has 15 exons. Bases 560 to 3106 code for a protein of 848 amino acids. The record is from RefSeq and is a predicted model, not a curated record. NCBI's taxonomy places the organism in Eukaryota, Metazoa, Chordata, Actinopteri, Cypriniformes, Cyprinidae. Gene Ontology annotation, molecular function: chemorepellent activity; semaphorin receptor binding.